This is a messenger RNA of Cylindrotheca closterium, 1488 nucleotides long. The record is from the annotation of a GenBank genome assembly. NCBI's taxonomy places the organism in Eukaryota, Bacillariophyta, Bacillariophyceae, Bacillariales, Bacillariaceae.
AUGAACCGUAAAAGACAAUUCGUCCGUACCUGCAAAAAGCAUGGAUUGAACGUUCAACCAGCAGCCUUGCAAUCCAUGAUAGAAGAAGUGAAUAACGAGGAAUCCUUGUUGCAAAGCUUGAAAUGGAUCAAUCAAAAUCUUCCUACCGGCAAACCAAAGAUUGUGUCGCCAGAACUGUGGAAGCAGGCUUUUGAGGCUUGCAUUGCACCACCGCCUACCUGCAAGAAAAGCACUGCUAUUGAAAGAAAGUCACGUCCUUCGGCGGGGUUGGACAAUAAAUUGGUGGAAUAUGUUUCGGCGUUUGAAAUGCCAAGAUUAAUGUACGACUCCUUGCGUCAACAAUUUUACUUUUCCGACAAGAAGAGACCUCCUCUCUUUGGAACGGCGCAAGACAAGGUCGACAUGAUGACACAGCGUUAUAUGCUCAUUCAUCAACGUGUCGUCCGUCAAAUGAACACACCUCUCACAACGAUUGAUUUGUUGCUGGGGUCCACCGGCUCGAGAUCGCGCAAGACCCAGGUUCUCUUGGGAAUGCUCCACUAUCACCCCGAAGGCCUCGAAUUGGAAGACCUGACAGGGACUAUUGUCUUGAAGGGUCUUGAUCAAGCUAACAUUCAAAAGAGCGGCUUUUACUCGGAAGGGACCAUUGUCAUGGUAAAUGGACAGCAUGACAGUGGUUACUUUUUUGUGGAGCGAAUGGGCUUUCCCAUGUUGGAACCCAAAGCUGAAACAGCUCCAUAUUUGCCUCCCAGAAAGAGGUUUGUUGGCAGAGAUAGCGAUCAGCCAUUGAUCAUUUACAGCAUGUCCAACAUUGAAUUGGAUGAUUCCGAAAAGCGCAAGACCUUGGAAGAGUUGAUUGAUCAGAUUGCGGACGAACCAAGGGAAGCCCUUUUGGUCUUGUUUGGAAAUUUUUCCACCACAUCAUUGUCUCUUUCGGGUGCAUUGGACGAGCUGGCAAGCAUGCUCGAAGAAAUGCCGCCAAAUAUUUCUGUGGUGGUUCUACCAGGUCCAAAAGAUACUCCAUCGCAAUGCUGGCCUUUACCAGCCAUGAAAUCACAUUCGUUGUCUCGUCUUCCUCGAGUCCAACUUGCCAGCAAUCCGUGCAAGAUUCGCUAUGCGGAUAAGGAAUUGGUGUUGGUCCGCAAGGAUUUAAUUCGAGACCAUCUCCACAGUCAAGUCUUGAACAUUUCUGGCUCCACGAGCAGUCUGGCAUCACGAGUUUUCAACACCACGUUAAGUCAGGGACAUAUUAUGCCGCAGACGCCAAUUUAUUGGAACUAUGAUCACGCAAUGCAUUUGUACCCGUUGCCAGAAUUGAUUCUUAUGGCAUUGGAUAAUGGUGAGGAACCUGUCAAGUUUUCAAGAGACGGUUGCCACAUUGUCAGCCCUGGCGAGCAAUGGGCCAAGGUUUCCAUGUCAAGAAAUGGACAGGCACAUGUGCAGUUCUCUCAAGACAAGCUUGACGAAUCAUCGGACGAGGACCUCUAG